AUGGAGAUCAGAGUUGCUGGCAAAUACCGCCUGGGCAAGAAGCUGGGCAGCGGCAGCUUCGGCGAGAUAUAUAUGGGACGCAACAUGUUAACUUUCGAAGACGUUGCCAUCAAGUUGGAGCCCGUCAAGACCAAACAUCCCCAGCUACUCUACGAGUCGAAACUCUAUAAGGUGUUGUACGGAGGCAUUGGAGUUCCAGUAGUAUAUUGGUAUGGGGUUGAGAAGGAUUAUAACGUCAUGGUGAUGGAGUUAUUAGGACCUUCUCUUGAAGACUUGUUCCUAAUAAUGGGGAGGAAAUUCACACUGAAAACUGUGCUCAUGCUGGCUGAUCAAAUGCUCAAUAGAAUAGAGUUUGUCCAUUCCAAGCACUUUAUUCAUCGAGACAUAAAGCCGGACAAUUUUGUAAUCGGGAGAGGUAAGAAGUUGUCCGUUGUUUACAUUAUUGAUUUUGGCUUGGCGAAGAAGUAUAGAGACUUCAAAUCGUAUUUACAUAUCCCUUACCGUGAAGGGAAGAAUCUUACCGGAACAGCUAGGUAUGCCUCCGUAUCUACCCAUCUGGGAAUAGAGCAGAGUCGUAGAGAUGAUAUGGAAGCCCUUGGCUACGUUCUCAUGUACUUCAAUCGAGGCAGCCUACCGUGGCAGGGACUCAAAGCUGGCAACAAAAAAGACAAAUACGAUAAAAUCAUGGAGAAGAAAAUGAGCACAAGUACUGAAACAUUAUGCAAGAAUUUCCCAUUCGAAUUCGUGACGUACCUCAAUUACUGCCGUUCGCUGCGGUUUGAAGAUAGGCCCGACUACGCUUAUCUUCGGCGCAUCUUUAAGGAUUUGUUUUUCCGCGAAGGGUUUGCGUACGACUUCAUAUUUGAUUGGAGUUUCUGUACUUCCACUGCCCCAAUGACCGAAGCUGCAGCUGAGCGUCCAGACAACGCUGCCUAG
Messenger RNA from Gregarina niphandrodes, 936 nucleotides. Its product is annotated as casein kinase I. The record is from RefSeq and is a predicted model, not a curated record. Gene Ontology annotation, cellular component: nucleus; cytoplasm. The transcript has 5 exons. Lineage: Eukaryota; Apicomplexa; Conoidasida; Eugregarinorida; Gregarinidae. Bases 1 to 936 code for a protein of 311 amino acids. Gene Ontology annotation, biological process: peptidyl-serine phosphorylation; signal transduction; endocytosis. Gene Ontology annotation, molecular function: protein serine/threonine kinase activity; ATP binding.